Molecule: messenger RNA, 2889 nt
Organism: Colletotrichum graminicola M1.001
Lineage: Eukaryota; Fungi; Ascomycota; Sordariomycetes; Glomerellales; Glomerellaceae
Exons: 3
Coding region: 1-2889 (962 amino acids)
Biological process (GO): peptidyl-serine phosphorylation; autophagosome organization; autophagy
Cellular component (GO): autophagosome; cytoplasm
Molecular function (GO): ATP binding; protein serine/threonine kinase activity
Source: RefSeq, a predicted model, not a curated record
AUGGCAGAACGGCUCCCAACCUCAUCCUCCUCGCGGAGGCGACGCGAAGGCGAUGCUUCCAUCGGGGAUUUUGUGAUUGGAGGUGAAAUCGGCAAGGGCAGCUUUGCCCAGGUUUACAGUGGCUACCAUAAGAGCUCCAAAGCAACGGUGGCGAUUAAGUCGGUGGAAAUGGGCCGGCUCAACAAUAAGCUCAGAGAGAACCUCUAUGGCGAGAUUCAGAUUCUCAAAACCCUUCGUCACCCUCAUAUCGUCGCUCUGCACGACUGCGUCGAAUCGGCCACACACAUAAACCUCGUGAUGGAAUACUGCGAGCUCGGCGACCUGUCUUUGUUCAUUAAGAAGAGGGACAAACUCGGCACCAAUCCUGCAACCCAUGAGAUGGCGAGAAAGUACCCCGUCACCCCUAACUCGGGUCUUCACGAGGUUGUCACCCGCCAUUUUCUCCAGCAGCUUGGCAGUGCCCUGAAGUUCCUGCGCGAGAAGAAUUAUGUGCACAGAGAUGUUAAACCCCAGAACCUUCUCCUUCUGCCAUCGCCAAGGUUCAGGGAAGCGCAUUCCCGCCCGAUUUUAACUGCCAGCCAGGACUCGCUGAUCCCCAAUUCCGGCCUCGCAUCCCUUCCGAUGUUGAAAUUAGCUGACUUCGGCUUCGCUCGCGUCCUUCCAUCAACCUCGCUCGCCGACACUCUCUGCGGAUCGCCCUUGUACAUGGCACCGGAGAUUCUCCGUUAUGAGCGGUACGACGCCAAGGCUGACCUCUGGUCUGUCGGGACGGUCUUGUACGAGAUGAUUACUGGUCGUCCUCCUUUCCGUGCCCGAAACCACGUUGAGCUUUUGCGUAAGAUCGAAGCCGCCGAGGAUAGGGUUAAGUACCCGAAGGAACUUGUGGUCAGUAAAGAGCUGGUCAAGCUCAUCGGCAAACUUCUCACUCGCAACCCUGUUGAGCGCAUGAGAUUCGAAGACUUCUUCAACGACCCAAUCCUGACCGACCCCAUCCCAGGUACGGUUGAGGAUGAUGCCCCUCCUAAGCCGGAGCCAAAAGCAUCCCGAGAUUUGCGAUCUCUCGGACGAUCUGACUCAACAUCGUCUUUGUCGCGCCGCUUAUCUCUUCGUCGACAAGCCGAGAACGAACCUGUUCGUGAGCAAGGAGACGUGGCCAGGUCGCCUCGUGACAGGCCUUUGAGAUCACCGCAAUCGCCUAACCCGAUCGAAGGUCGGGCUCAACUGGCUACAGCCGAUACGGCCACAACACGUACAGAACAGUCGCCAGGGAAAGAGACUGGAGAGGGACUGGGAAUUCGCCGUCCGCCUUUGCCUCAGCCCUCGACAUCUGCGCCCAGUCGGUCGCACAGGCUCUCCAAUGCGUCUCUCAACCGCCCUUCAGCCCGGGCUUCUGCGUCACCGCCCACUUCUUAUCUCAAUGACAACUCACCGAGAAACAAGCUUCGUCCUGUUACGGAGCGAAGCGUUACAGAGCAAGAAAAGGCUGCUCAAGAUGUCGCAUUCGAGCGAGAUUACGUCGUCGUCGAGAAGAAACACGUAGAGGUGAAUGCGUUUGCCGACGAAAUGGCAGCCAACCCGCGCCUGACCUCGUUGUCACCCAAGUCAGGACAGAUGAUCCGUCGAGCAACCCAACAGGGGCCCCCUCAUUCGACGACCGGAGCUGGACGUGUGCAGCCCUCUAACGCUGUUCAAAUUGCACAGGGCAAAGGACGCUCCGGUCAUGAACGUCACGAUUCAUAUGAUGGCAAGAGUUUUUCGGCUAGCCCGACAACCCAGGGAUUUAUCGCAAAGGCCAUAUCUGAUGCCAGCGUCCGUCUGUUUGGAUUCAAGGUUCCUCAGCAUGUGCUAGGUGGUAAAGGGGCGUCUCCGCCUCUCUACAGCCCCUUCCCUGCUUACCCGACGCCAUCGGCCCCUGUUGGUCUCAUCGGUGACGGCAGGCAAAGCGCCCCCGUAGAUGAAGAUGCGCGAGCCGUCAAGCUUAUCCAAGAUUUUGCGCAUCGAAGUGACUGCGUCUACGGGUUUGCCGAGGUCAAGUACAAGCAGUUGUUCCCUCUCGCACCAUCGAUGGAGCAUGGACUUGGCGGUAUGCCUGCGGACCAGAUCACUGGAGACGAGGAUGGACUUACAAUUGACGCUGAGGUCCUCUUAUCGGAAGAGGCGUUGGUUCUCUACGUCAAGGCCCUGACUCUAUUGGCUAGGGCUAUGGACGUUGCAAGUCUAUGGUGGACACGGAAAACGCGUGGUGACUCAGCAGCAUCUGUGGCUGAGGUUUCCAAGGAAGGCCUUGCUCAACGAAUGAACUCGACCGUACAAUGGGUGCGAAGUCGCUUUAACGAAGUAUUGGAGAAGACGGAGGUCGUCCGCCUGAAGCUCAUUGCUGUCCAGCAGAAGCUCCCAGAGGACCACCCCAGCCACCCAAGUAACCAUGGCGGAGAGUCGGUUGGCUCAGCUACGUCAGGCACAAAGGAUGUCUAUCUCACCCCGGGCAUUAGCGCCGAGAAGCUGAUGUACGAUCGAGCCUUGGAAAUGAGCCGAACCGCUGCCAUUGACGAAAUUACGAACGAGAACCUUGAAGGUUGCGUCACCUACUACGUCACAGCCAUUCGUAUGCUUGAAGCUGUCUUGGACAACGACGAGGACACGAUUAAGCGGCGCUACUCGAGCUCGGGCAAGGAUCUUCCACGUGAGGAGAUCUCCAGCGACCUGGACAGCGAUGAUCAGCAGGUUGUCAACCGAAUGAUUCAAAUGAUAACUGCUCGUUUAUCGACCGUCCGCAAAAAGAUGGCCAUGAUUGCAGAGGCAUCGAGAUCGCAGCAGGCGGCGCAGCUUCCUGGGCGCAAGCGCAGCGGUGACGUGACGUUGCGUAGCGUGCCGUCGCACGCCUCAUAA